CGUCAUCCGCGCGCGCCGGAAGCGGCCGGGAGAGCGAACAUGGCGACGCCUGAGGGAGCCGAGGAGGACUGGCCCGAGCUGGCGGCGGGCGGGCGGCGGGAGCUGCGGCUGGAAGCCGGCGAGGCUCUGGAGCGGAGGGUCCGAGCGGCCGGAGGUCGCCUCCCGGCCGCGUUGGGCGAGCUGGGCUCGGCGCUUCGCUCCCUGGAGGUCCGCGGCUGCCAGGAGCUACGCGAGCCCGGCGCCUCUCUGGGCCUCCUCUCGGGCCUGCAGUCGCUGGCGCUGCCCGGCUGCGCGCUGGGCCCUGCGGGGCUGUCCCUGGCCGGGCGGCUGCUCCCUGCCGCGCUGCGCUCGCUCGACCUGUCGGACAACGGCCUGGAGGAGCUGCCGCCGCAGCUGGGCGGCCUGGAGGGCCCCGAGGAGGAGGCGGCGGCGGCGGCGGCUCCGGCUCUCCCCGAGCUGCGGGUGCUGAACCUGCGCCGCAACCGCCUGCGCGGCCUGGGACCCGGGCUGGCCCGCUCGGCCCCCGCGCUGCUGGAGCUGCUGCUGGGCGGGAACCGGCUGCGCGCCCUCCCGGGGACGAUGCUGCCUCCGCCGCCUCCUCCGCCCGCCCAGGGGAGUCGCCGGCCCGGCCCUCCGCCCUCGCCUCUGCCGCUGCUGGGCCUGCUGGAGGCGGCCGGGAACGAGCUGGAGGUGCUGGGCGCAGAGGUGGCCCGCCUGGUCGGGCUGAAGACUUUGGACGUCUCCAAUAACAAGCUCUCCGAAAUCCCAGCAGAGCUGGCUGACUGCCCGAAGCUGAAGGACGUCAACUUGAAAGGCAACGCCCUGAAGGACAAACGGCUGGAGAAGAUGGUGAACGGCUGCCAGACCAAAUCGAUCUUGGAGUAUCUGCGCCGGGGGAGAGGCAAGCAGGAGGGGGGCACCGAGAGAGAAGAAAGCCGGAAAAAGAAGCGAGAAAAGAACAAGAAGAAAGGAGGCAGCGAUGACGAACUGGAAGAUGCCCAAAAACUGCUGGUGAAAAUCCUUCACAUCUCCGAGAGCCCGGCGCCAUUGGUGGUGAAAGCCAGCCCCAGUGCGAAAGACGUCCGUCCUUACAUUGUGUGUUGUGUGGUGAAAGGCAUGGAUUUCAGCACUGGCAAUGCUCUGAAGAGGUUCCUCUCCGUUCAGACAAAACUCCACGAGGACAUUUGUGAGAAACGAACAUCAGCCACCAUUGCAACUCAUGACCUGCAGCUGGUGAAAGGACCACUUGUCUACGAAGCUCGGGCCCCAGAGGAGUUGAAGAUCAUCCCCCUGGGCCGGAAGGAGAUCAAGGCCAACGACCUCCUUCGCCAGUUGCAGGCCGAAGCUGAUGAACAGCGGAAACAGAAGAAAAGACAGAAUAUCUCUGGGCUGUACAAGUACCUUCAGUUGCUGGAUGGGAAGGAGAAUUACCCCUGCCUGGUUGAUGCCGAAGGCUCCGUGAUUUCCUUCCCUCCCAUUACGAACAGCGAGAAAACGAAGCUUGGGAAAACGACCACCGAUUUGCUUCUGGAAGUGACCAGCACUACUAGUCUUCAGCUGUGCAAAGACGUGAUGGACACUCUCGUUAUGAAAAUGGCCGAGAUGAACAGGCUGACUGCAAUCAACAAAGACGGGGAAGCGGGUUCAGAUCACGAAAUCCUCCGGCCCGAAGGCAGCCCCCCAAGCACCCCUCUGAUCUUGGAACAGGUCCGGGUUGUGGACGCAGAAGGGAACCUCAAAGUCCUUUACCCGUCAAAGACGGAUCUCCACACCUCCCUCCUCACCGUCCUUCAUUAAGCGCCGUUUCCCCUGGGACUCCAUUCGGGACUUUUUAUAAAAGUUUUCGGGGAGUCGCGGUGCUCGGCUCGUUCGCCAGCCGCUGCAGCAGGAAGCCUUGAGCUAUUUUAAGACGCAUGAAUUUGGGGUCUCGAAAGAGACUCGGAUGUUCAGCUUGCUUUAAUCCCCCUACUCAGACGAGGGGGGGGGGUGUCAGUUUCGAUCCUUUGCCAAUGAGCGUGCAUCGGAUGAAGUUGUUUUCGCCAACUGAUCCCUCCCUCUGGGUCUAAUUUUGCUGUGCUGUGUGACUGUGUUCCUUCCCUGGGGAAGAGGCGGGUUGGUGGUCUCCUCAAGGAAUGUCCUGUGGGGAAGGAACCCCAGUAGAAAAUCCCCGGAGGGUAGCAUUUCCCUACCAGGUUCUUCCCUUCCCUGUAAUGUGGAUUCUCCAAGAGAAUAGGGGGUGCCUAUUGUGACUGCCCCAGCUUGGCCCCGAGACUUUGGGGUGGGGUCUCCCAAAUGGCCACUAACCUUUGCUCCCUCCCAACUCUGGUGGCGUUUAAGCUUGGCGUCUUCUUGCAUGACCCACAUUUCAUGACCCAACUAGAUAACAUCAUCAGUGCUAGAAGGGGAGGGGGUUUGGGGGGGGGGGGGGGAGACGAAGACGGGGGUCCUUGGUGCUUUCUGUGCUUGGUCGUUUUCUUUCAGGCAUUUCAUGACCCAGCUAAGUAACAACAUCAGUGCUCGUAGGGAGUGGGGUUCUGGUUUCUAGCAAUGAUGUUCCCUAGUUGGGUCAUGAAACGUCUGCAAGAAAACCACCAACCCCCCCCCUCCCCAAAUUCAACCCCCAGUCUACAAAUAGCCUCUUCCUUUGGGCAACAGGCAGUGCCCCAUCCCUCAUUUCUGUUUUUGCCAAGGCUGGCCAAGAGUCGUGCCCGCAUUCCGGUUUGUAGAGAAACAAUCCUGCUCUUUAGGGCAGCACAAAAUGGUUUUUAAAGUCCGAAUUUCCCUCUAAAAAUGCAACUUCUGAAUGUAAGGCCUUCGGCUAGCAAAUUUUACUUUGGGGCAUCGAUAAUCCAUCCCCCAAAAAAGGGAAUAAAAAUGUUCAGAAUCA
This is a messenger RNA of Pantherophis guttatus, 2887 nucleotides long. It is a transcript of the gene LRRC47, whose product is annotated as leucine rich repeat containing 47. The record is from RefSeq and is a predicted model, not a curated record. NCBI's taxonomy places the organism in Eukaryota, Metazoa, Chordata, Lepidosauria, Squamata, Colubridae. Gene Ontology annotation, biological process: phenylalanyl-tRNA aminoacylation. Gene Ontology annotation, molecular function: protein binding; RNA binding; phenylalanine-tRNA ligase activity.